Molecule: messenger RNA, 2161 nt
Organism: Setaria italica (foxtail millet)
Lineage: Eukaryota; Viridiplantae; Streptophyta; Magnoliopsida; Poales; Poaceae
Product: formin-like protein 6
Exons: 4
Coding region: 413-988 (191 amino acids)
Source: RefSeq, a predicted model, not a curated record
GCUCUGGGCCGGCCGUUUCGAGUCCGUCGUCGUGUAGCUCUCUCACCGCGUUAGGCUAGUUCCUUCCUUCCACACCACUAACCCCAACCACCGCCACCUAAUCGUCGUCCACCUCCCUGCGCCGCGAGCGCGAUCUCGUCCCAGAUCCGCCCAAUCGCGCGCGGAUCGAUCCUUCCGCCGCCUCCCUCCGGCCCAGCGGGUGGUUUUCUCGGAGAUUCCCGCUGGUUGUGGCGGUCGAUUUGUGUCUGCUCGCGGUUCCCUGUGGGUCUGGUUUGGAACGGAGGAGAGAAGCGUGGAGGUGAUCGUGUGAGGAGGGACGCCAUCAGUGCUCUGUCUGGGGCUCGAUCUGUUCGUCGGCUCUAGAUCUGGAAGGGCUUAAGCUGUCUCAGUCAGAGCAUCUGCACCUCGACCCAUGGAGACUCUUGUCAUCUCGGAGCAGCGCGGCCACCAGCUCCACCACGCCCCUGGUCGCCGGAAGAAGGCAUCAUCAGCGUCGCCCCAUUUCUCCUCGCCACAGCCCGUGCGCGGCUUCCAAGCCGGCAACUGCCGCGCCUUCCACUCCGGCAUCACCAUUGGCAUCCUGCCGUCCCCUCCCGCACCUGGGGUGGCACGGACCCGCUCCUCCCCUGAGCCUAAGACACCGAAGCAGCAGCUGCGCCACGGGAAAAAGCGCAGCAGAGCAAUCUCUAUAAGCCCUUCGACAUCCCCUCCCUCUCGCCCUGAGCUCUGGGCUGGUCCAGCGUUCUCCAACUCACCACCUCCCAGCUCUCUGCCGAUACCCAAGUUCUCCCUCCACCAGAAGCGUAGCGUCUCACUUGAGUUUCCACCUGCUGACCGGUCCGACGAAGAAGAGGUGCCUGUGCAUGCCAAGUCAGCACCUUCCUCUCCGACUGCCAGCUCAGCUGUUAGCUUCUUUAGUGGUAAUGAUGCUGCCAUUGCGACAGAGAAUCUGAGGAGGAUCCUUCACUUGAAAAUUGAGGAUCACUGAAUGGCGGGUCAGCAGUUCUGUGUACAUAGGUUAAGGUCUGUAUAGGGUAGCUGAGAAUAACCACCGUGCACCUGACGGUGGUUGUUCAUCAACAGGAGUGCUGUAGGUGGUUAGCAAGCACAGCUAGAAGGUUAGGCAGUAUGAAACUGCAGUGAAGGAUGUGGUGGUGGUUGAGAUUGGUGGAGAUGCAUGAGGCCACUGCAGUUUAUGAGUCACCUUUAUAGCUUACCUUGUAGUCACCUUUUAGUAUCCAAUGUUCCUUUUAGGUGUUGGUUUUUAGGCAUUAGAUAGUCAUUUGCAUCCUUGGUACCCAUCAUUGACCAGUAGCAAUAGCCUACAUAAUCCUUGCUUCUGUAGUUCAUGUCAGGCAGGGCAUGUAGGUUAGUACUGUUCAAGUUUUAGAUAACUUCAGCUUAGACCAUGCCAUAUGUGUAGUCAUCUGUAGGAUGGCUGCAUCUCAUUAAACUUGCAUUCUGUCUCGCGUUGCAUCCUCCUGACUGACUCACCUCCCUUCAUAACAUCUCCUUGUGUUCUGCAAAGCGCGCGAGGAUCUCCACUCUCUGGCACUUCUGUUUUUUGGAAGGAAGAUGCUGAGAGGAGUUGUUAUGAAGUCCCAAUUCAAUGUUCAUGUUCCUCCUCCUCCAUGUGUCUCAACUAACUUUAUCUACUCCUUUGUUUCCUCAGUUCUUUGCAUCUCUAGCAUGCCAAAUUGCAUUCCCCUGCCAUUUUGUAUCUUUGCUUCCCAGAGUUGCAUGUAGUGUUGCUUCUGCCUUUGUUUAGGCAUCCUUUCUACCUCCUUGCCUGUUCAUGUUCUUGGAGCAUGCCCAGGAUUCUAGUCUCCUUCAUAUGUUCUCAUAAAGGGCUUCAUAUGCUGGAGAUCUGCAAGUGCCCAAACUGUCAAACCUGAAUAUGGUUUGCUUAUCCAAUGCACUUCAUGGUACCAUGCCCGCAGUCCAGAAUUUACCAAAUGUCUAUCGCUUAGUUAUCUGUUUUCUUCAUAGCCCAGUAUUGUGCCAGACAGUUGGUUGGCUAGUUGUUUGUGGUAAUGUCUUAAUGUUAUGACUCGUAUACGAUGUCGGUGUUGUUUCAUAUGGAUGCUGUGGCAUUCUGUUGCUUUCUACUUAAUAACUACUUUAAUGUUAUACCUUCAUGUGAAUUUUGGUCCUGUUUCUA